UAAUAACAACAAAAAUAAUAAAAUGAUAAUACUAAUAGCAAUAAUUAUGAUAAACAGUAAUAAUAUUUGUUAUAAUACUAAUAUCGAUACUAUCAUUAUUCCUCCCAACGGUUUACUGCCUCAUCGUGACUGGGAGGUGUUCCUGGGUGUCGAACUGCGAUGUACAGCAGGGGAUUCAUCCGCUCGCAGGGUCUCCCAAGCUGAGAAGGAGUCCGGCGUUUCCAACAGGAAACCUAGCUAAGAGUAAACCAAUACCAGGAUCCACCACCGUCCUGGUAUCAAAGUUACAUGGUGGCAAAUCUCCCUCUGAUCCACAAGGGCUGCUACUGCCCAUGAUAAUUCAGAUGCUGUUCUUCUUCGGUUUCGUCAUAUUUUGUCUAUUCUACUUUCUUGUCUACCCCAAUCUACAUAUGGUAACCAUCGAUCCCACAUGCGAUAAGAAUGAAGCUGAAUGGUUUGCCGAAAUCAUUUAA
Molecule: messenger RNA, 473 nt
Organism: Angiostrongylus costaricensis
Lineage: Eukaryota; Metazoa; Nematoda; Chromadorea; Rhabditida; Metastrongylidae
Source: the annotation of a GenBank genome assembly